AUGUUGUUCAAGAAUCUCAUCAUCGCUGCCGUCGGCAUCUUGGGCGUCUCCGGUGGCGCAACGCCGAGGGCUGGCCGUAAGUUUUCUUGCGGUACUGCCGAGCCUGAUGCCGAACACAUUGGUAUGUCCAAGGUUAUGGCUGCCCAGGAAGCCAGACUCGCGGGAUCCAACUUGACUGCUCGUGCCACGGUCAGCGUCGGCGUUUACUUUCACGUCGUUGCAUCGAGCCAGACCGUCGGGAAUGGCUACUUGACUGACAAAAUGCUGUCUGACCAGUUGGCUGUCCUUAACACGGACUUUGCUCCCCAUGGCAUCUCAUUCAACUUGCUCGGCACUGAUCGCACCAUCAAUGCCGGCUGGGCUGCUGACAACAACGAGCUGGCCAUGAAGCGUGCCCUCCGUAAGGGAACCUACAAGGAUCUCAAUAUUUACUUCCAGGUCCGACUCACGGACGAGGCCUUGGGCUAUGCGUAUCUGCCUACGUCGGUAACGCCCGGCAGCACCGCCUUCUACCGAGAUGGCGUUUCUCUCAACUCGCAAACCGUCCCAGGUGGCACUCUUACCGGAUACAACCUUGGAAAGACCGGCACUCACGAGGUCGGCCAUUGGAUGGGUCUCUAUCAUACUUUCCAGGGCGGCUGCACCGGUAACGGCGAUUACGUUUCUGAUACCCCUGCCCAGGCCAGCUCCAGCAGCGGCUGCCCUGUUGGUCGGGAUUCCUGCCCUAGCCAAACCGGCCUUGAUCCUAUCCACAACUACAUGGACUAUUCCGACGAUGCCUGCUACGAAGAGUUUACUCCUGGUCAGGAGGCACGCAUGUACAGCUACUGGAACACCUACCGCGCUUAA
This is a messenger RNA of Scedosporium apiospermum, 849 nucleotides long. Its product is annotated as Extracellular metalloprotease. Gene Ontology annotation, molecular function: metallopeptidase activity. Bases 1 to 849 code for a protein of 282 amino acids. The record is from RefSeq and is a predicted model, not a curated record. Lineage: Eukaryota; Fungi; Ascomycota; Sordariomycetes; Microascales; Microascaceae. The transcript has 3 exons.